This is a messenger RNA of Oryza brachyantha (malo sina), 2049 nucleotides long. RefSeq names its product heavy metal-associated isoprenylated plant protein 41-like. The record is from RefSeq and is a predicted model, not a curated record. Lineage: Eukaryota; Viridiplantae; Streptophyta; Magnoliopsida; Poales; Poaceae. Bases 44 to 1720 code for a protein of 558 amino acids. Gene Ontology annotation, biological process: rRNA base methylation. The transcript is spliced from 3 exons. Gene Ontology annotation, molecular function: rRNA (uridine-N3-)-methyltransferase activity. Gene Ontology annotation, cellular component: cytoplasm.
GUCACGACUCACGAGCACACACCCCCGCGCCGCGCGCGCGCGGAUGGCGGUCGCGCUGCUCUCGCCUGCGGCGGCGCCGCCGGUGGUGACGGGAGGCGGGGGCGGGGCCGGGGAGGGGGUGCCUGCGAUCGUGGUCGGCGGGAGAGAGGCGACGAGUGCGGCGGCGGCCUCGGCGGCGAAUGAGGGCGGGGGGAAGGUGCCGCUGCUUGAGGAGGAGGCAGUGCCGCCCACCGUGGUUGCCGCGAAGGGGGACACGACUACCGCGAUGGUCGAGGAAGAGGAGGAGGAGGAGGAGGAGGAGGGGACGGCGCAUGCAGCGGAUGGGGACACGGUGGCCGCGGCAGUUGACGAGAAUGAGGCGGCGCCAGCGGCGGAAGGGGACGCGGUUGUCGCGGUGCCAGCGGCGGAGGGGGCCGCCGUGGCCGCGGUUGUUGCUGACGGCAAGGGCGAGGCGCCUCAAGGGGUUCCGGUGACCGACGGCGAGGGGGUCAACGCGAUAUCGGCGGAGGGGGAUGACGAGGGGGUGAAGUGGCUGAAGCAUUACUCCUCCGUACAGAGCAUACUGACCGUCGGGGACGGGAACUUCUCCUUCUCGCUGGCGCUCGCCACCGCCUUCGGCUCCGGCGAGAACGUCGUCGCCACUUCGCUGGACUCCAUUGAGCACCUGAGGGACAAAUACAGCAAAGCGGAAUCAAAUAUAAUGGAGCUGAAAAGAUUGGGAGUCACUGUUUUGCAUGGCAUUGAUGCGAAAAGGAUGAAGGAUCACACCGACUUGAAGCUGAGACGGUUUGAUCGGAUUGUCUUCAACUUUCCUCAUGCUGGAUUCAAAGGAAAAGAGGACGAUCUGCGUUUGAUCAAUUUGCACAAGGAGUUGGUAUGGGGGUUUUUUCAGAAUGCAAGGCACCUGCUUCGGCCCUAUGGUGAAAUUCAUGUUAGCCACAAGAUAGGAAUGCCAUAUGACAGUUGGUGUAUCGAGCAUCUAGCAUUUGAGUCUUGUCUUAUAAUGAUUGCCAAAGUUGAUUUCAGAAAAGAGGACUAUCCAGGUUACAAUCAAAAGAGAGGAGACAGUGCAAAGUGUGAUCAACCUUUUGAUCUAGGUGCUUGCUGUACUUUCAUGUUCAUCAGAGAUUUGGAGAGGCUGAAAAAAGUGCGUGGGAACAGGACCCGUGCAUUUUCAUCCCCUGUAGGUGACAUACCAUUUCAUCCGCUUGUUCCAGCAUAUCUUCACCCACAUUUUCCUUCACAAGCCAGUGCAAUUCACAGGCCAGUUCCUCCUGGGCGCCCCCAUGGAAUUGCUCAUGGGCCUGGUUUUCCAGUUCCUCCUGAACUCCCCCGUGGUGGCAUGGUGAGAGAUCCUUAUUUUCAUCAUCAGGGCGCUAUCCGGUCAGUGUUUGGCAUGCCAGGGCCACCACUAAAUGUUUUGCCCCCUAUAGAUGGCACUCCACCAAUGAUCAGAAUAACAAGAAGCAGAUUCCAUGAACCUCAGGAGCAGCCUUGGCAUCAAGAGAGAUAUAUUGUGGAUCCAGAGGUAAGGAGGGAUGAUUACUAUCGCUUUGCCCGGGAAUACCCGAGGAACCUGCAGGAGUAUGAAAUGCAGAGGCAGGUGAUGCCUGGAGGAUCCAGCUUGAGGUACAUCGAUUUCCUGGAGAAUCGCUUUGAGGAAUCUGUUGAGAGGCAGCAACAGCUGCGAAGGAUGGUUGCACGGUAUGGUGGAUACUAGACAAUGAUGGACUUAAGUGUUUGUGGGUAUCUGCUGGUAUAACAGUUGAACUUGUUCUUUCAAGAUUUGCUAAGGUCUUAUAUUUGUAUUUCAGAUGAUUCUGUUCAAGCUGUACAGGUAGUCUCAAUUUUUUUGUGGCAAACUCUGCUGUUUAGUGUAAAGAAAUAGCACUACUUAGAGACAGUAGUUGCUACCUGCUACAACUAUCUUCAUGCACGGCGUAUCUAGCCGAAAAGGCUAUCUAGCGCCACUUAAUUCUUGUUAGUCGCUUUUAGUGUUUGUAAUGUCAGUUUCAUCUGUGUUUGUGCUGGAUCAAUGUCACUUCCGUA